CACGGAUAAGAAGUUGACCAGGCUGACACCGUCCUACGUAUGGCUAGUGCGAAGGAAACUGCCGAAUCUGCAGAAAACACAUCCAUUCGCCGUUCCGCCGAGCAGGACAUUGAACUCGCCUGAGGCGUUUGCACUUUGCACUACUGGGCAUCUAGUGAAAGGUAGAAGUUCCUUCCUCGCAUCAAUUAUGUUAUCACGCCGCGUAACACUGGUUAGGAUUUCCUGGAGUUGGGUGCAUAGAAGCAUCGAUGAUUUUAGAGCCUCCAAAUCGGACUGGAGGGGAUUGCACUUGGUUGCAGAUUACUAUUUUGGUCCCCGAAAAAAAAAAACACACGCUCUGGCUGUCGGCUGCGAUCACAAUAAUGCACAUAUACGUCCGUGAUAUUCCGCCUUGUCGGGGAAUAUUAUUUUUCAUAGUCAGACAUGAUACUGGAAUCGCCUAUAUAGCCUCCUGAGGUUGUGCUCUUCCUCCCUCCUUGCGCAUAUGCCCAAGGGACUGAGUAACACAAUGCGAUUCUGGAAUCUCUUCGGCCCAAUCGCUUUGCUCCCCAUCGCCGCAGCUGAUUUCCUCAUUGGCACAGUUGAAAUUUUCCCUCCUGAAACCUCGAGCUUUUUUCAGGGAGGUGCGGUCAAUGUGUCCGACAACAAUUGCAAAGCUGCCGCAACCACGUACGUCGGCGCGUUCGUUUAUGGGGCGGACAUCAUGCAGUUCAAGCUUUGCGAGUCUACAGUUAAGAUAUUUAAUAGUUCAUUAUGGGUGCUCGUUCUGGACGAAACAGAACUAAUUAUAAACGGAACAUGCACUCAAAUCCAAAAGCCCAUAGACGACGGGCCUUGCUUCACUGAUAAAUGGUCGCAGGUUUCGGCCACGUGGACUGCUGAAUUGCUCUGCUCAUCGGUGGUGUGCCUAACGGGGGAGUUGGACUAAUCAAUGACACACUUAUCCACAUCGUGCAGAUGAUUGUCAUCUGCCUCGCGCUGUACAAUCGGAUCUGCGUUACCGCGGUCAAUAAUGUAUGUCCUGCCAUCCGC
This is a messenger RNA of Cantharellus anzutake, 1032 nucleotides long. RefSeq lists its product as uncharacterized. The record is from RefSeq and is a predicted model, not a curated record. Lineage: Eukaryota; Fungi; Basidiomycota; Agaricomycetes; Cantharellales; Hydnaceae. The coding region runs from base 485 to 928 and encodes 147 amino acids. The transcript is spliced from 3 exons.